AGUUUUGCUAAUUUCAGGUCCUCAAAAUGGAGGUCACGAACGAGUUGGUGAGCGGGAAGGUACGCGUUCUGCUUGGGACGUGGAGCAAGGAUGACGGAGGUGUGUGGAGUUUCACGGCGGCCGCUGAGGAACAUGCGACGUACAUUCGGUUCCGAGAAGGCGACGGACUAGAUGCAGCUAAGGCCAAAGUGAUUAAGGAGAUGGGAGUAGACGUGACCCGUGAGAAGAUCGAGCUGACGUACGAGAUGCCGGAAUGGAUGGAUGUCGACGGAUCAGUUAAACCAGUGCCUAUCCACAUUGUCACUGACGACGACAUGGACAUGUUCCUUGCAAUGCGCGUAGAUCUCCAAGAUAUGAAGCUCCAAGUCGUGAAGAUGCCAGUUACAAUGACUCUGGAAGUCGACGGCUUCAAGGUGGUGCCUAUUUUGGACGAGUUUUGCUUCGCGGAAGUUAUGAGCUCGGCAGAUCUGGAGAAGGAGAGAGAGAGACGUGCAGCAAAGGCGGCCGUAGAUGACAUUAUUUGCACCCAGGUCACACCCGAACAUGUAGGUGACAGCGAAGAUGGUCAGCUAGGAUGGGUAGGGCAUGCAUACUCCGCGAGUGGAUUCGCGACUCUUUCAGCAGCACUGAGGCACUACAAAGCUGCAGCAGAGGAGGUCCGAGCGAAUGCUUCGCCUGUGACUGUGCUCGACCCGGCGAGUAGCUCAUCGACGGAAGAAAACGGAGAUAGGGUCACACGCUUGACAAGAGACUUAUUCACAGAGUUUGAGAAGGCGGCAAGCUCCAGCGAGGUGCAUGGGACCCAGCCUGAGAAAGAGAGUUGGGGAAUAGAUGUGGGAGACACUUCCAACCGUCGAUGUGACGUUGUUCCCAAUGCUAACACCACCGCCAUACCCACUGAUCCGGCGCCAUCAUCAGGGAUACUGAGGCUUCUUCAGAUACCAGUGCAGACGUUCGCACGGGAUGCGGCUCCUGUACCUGAUGACACUGACCAUUACGGUGCUGACAGAACAAGAUUAGUAGUGCUGGAUGUGGACUACGAGGGUGAUGAACUGUUUGUAGGAAGGGUGUUCAAGAACAGGGAUGACUGCAAAGUGAAGAUAGCUGUGCAUGCAAUCAACAGGAAAUUUAGCUUCCGUAACCAUCGCACGACAAACGACGUGGUCAUUGUACGGUGCGUUUCAGAUCUUUGCCCGUGGAGAGUCUACUGUGUCAGACUAGAGGAGACUGAGUACUUUGAGGUUCGGACCGUUAUGUUGGAACAUAACUGUCCCAUUGAUGUUAGAAGCCAGUUCCAACGACAGGCAACAACGUCGGUGAUAUCAGAGAUCAUGAAAUCAAAAUACACCGGUGCGGGAAUGGGUCCGAACCCGAUGAGUAUGAGGCAGGCAUUGCUGGAUGAGUACAGUCUCAACGUGUCGUAUUGGAAAGCUUGGAGAUCAAGAGAGUUGGCGUUAGACAUGGCCAAAGGUUCUACGACUAGUAGUUACGGUAUUCUACCAAGCUACCUGCACAUGUUAUGCAAGAGCAAUAUUGGGACAGUGACAGAGUUACACACGGAGGUUUACCCGAGAGCAGUUCAUGGGGCAUGCAUCGUGCAUCUCCAAAGGAAUGUGGCAACGAAGUUCAAACAAAAGAUGCUGGCACCUCUGAUCUCGAAAGCAGCGAGGGCGUUCAAGAAAUCUACUUUCACCGAGUACUUUGAAGAGAUCGAGAGGGUCGCGCCAAGAUGCGCUGAGUACCUAAUGGCAAUAGGCUGGGAACAUUGGACGAGGUCACACUGUAAUGGCGAUCGUUACAACAUUAUGACUUCUAACGUAGCAGAGUCACUCAACGCCGUCUUGAAGGAGGCCCGUGAACUGCCUAUUGUUUCCACUCUAGAAUUCAUUCGGGGGACACUAAUGACAUGGUUUUCAAAAAGAAGGGAGGCUGCGACCAACCAUACAGAGCCAAUGACCCCUAAGGUGGAAGAGAUGGUACUAAGGAACUACGAACGUUCAACUUCUUAUGAAGUGAUAAGGAUUAAUAGCGAGUUGUACGAGGUCAAGACUACUACUGGUUUAUCUUAUGUUGUGGACCUCCAACAGAAAACAUGCACCUGUGAGGAGUUUACGAUGCUGAAGAUCCCUUGUGGCCACGCAGUAGCAGCGGCUGUACGCUGUGAGAUGAGGCUACCAGAUCUAGCGGCACCCCAGUAUGGAAGCUUCUUCUGGAGUCUUGCUUACAAUGGAAACAUCAAUCCUGUGCCUGACUUGUGUACACUGCGCAAUGUCCCUGAUGGCAUAGCUACACUGAAGGUGCUACCACCGGUUACAAAAAGGCCACCAGGUAGGCCAAAGCGAAGUAGAUACCUUUCUAGUGGCGAGUUUAAGAGACCGGCGAAGGUGGCGAAGAGAAGCUGUACGCGUUGCCUUGGGAUUGGGCAUAAUCGUGCUACCUGCAAGAUGCCUAUAUGAAUACCGGAAGUAGUAUGUAUGGUAAGUAACUACGUAUUGAACAGUAAUAGUAACAAUAUGUCCUUGUUAAUCCGUGGGUCUAACAAAAUAAUUGGUUCGUAAUGCAGUUUUUUGGAGCUGCGCAUUUUGGAUGUAUACAGGCAGUUCGACGGCUUAAGUUGGUCUUCUAUAACGGCUAUGAAGAAGUGGCAAUAUUUUCUUUGUAAUAUAGUAAUGCCACGGGG
Messenger RNA from Arabidopsis arenosa, 2680 nucleotides. Lineage: Eukaryota; Viridiplantae; Streptophyta; Magnoliopsida; Brassicales; Brassicaceae. The record is from the annotation of a GenBank genome assembly.